GUUGCACACGUCAGCUACACAGUCUGAUUAUUUGCAUCACUAUUUUCGUGAUGUAGAAUAAAAUAUCGCAGAAAUAGCGAUUUUUAUGAUAUAAAGAAUUUUUUUCGAUCAAGACUUUUACAAAUAAUACUCCGAAAUGGUGCUCAUCGCUGCUUCGGUGUGUACCAAGGGAGGGAAGAUUAUUAUUUCUCGCCAAUUUGUUGAAAUGUCCAAGGCAAGAAUAGAAGGUUUACUUGCAGCAUUUCCAAAAUUGAUGAGCAGUGGCAAACAACACACAUUUGUUGAAACUGAUUCAGUUAGAUAUGUCUAUCAACCUUUGGAGAAAUUGUAUAUGCUGUUAAUAACAACAAAAGCUAGUAAUAUUUUAGAAGAUCUAGAAACCUUGCGCCUUUUUGCAAGAGUGAUUCCAGAAUACUGUAAAUCAUUGGAUGAAUUAGAAAUAGCAGAAAAUGCAUUCAAUUUAAUAUUUGCAUUUGAUGAAAUAGUUGCACUGGGUUACAGGGAAAAUGUUAAUUUAGCACAGAUUAGAACAUUUGUGGAAAUGGAUUCACAUGAGGAGAGGGUAUAUCAAGCAGUCAGAUUCACACAAGAAAGAGAGGCUAAGAACAAGAUGAGAGAAAAAGCUAAGGAACUUCAAAGACAAAGACUAGAAGCUAAUAAAAAAAGUACAGGAAUUAAAAGUACAGGCUUUGGUGGAGGUUAUGGAAGUGGAAAUAACUUUACUCCAACACCAAGUGUUGGCGAUACUGCAAAUUACAUUCCUGAACCUGCUAAGUCAGCUUACACACCAAUGCAAAAACCAAGUUCACUUAGUUCAAGUGCAAUGAAAUUGGGAGGUAAAUCAAGGGAUGUUGAUUCAUUUGUUGAUCAAUUAAAAGAAGAGGGAGAAAAUGUUGUUACAUCUCAUUCAAACACGUCUGCUAAAGUUGUAUCAAAUACUGUAGAUAGUGGAUCAACAGAACCAGUUCACCUUAAACAAGAAGAAAAACUUAAUGUUCGAGUUAGUCGCGAUGGUGGAGUUAAAAACUUUGAAUUACACGGUUUGGUGACACUUAACAUAUCAGAUGAAAAAUGGGGCCGUAUUCGCGUUCAAUUAGAUAACAAAGAUAAUAGAGGAAUGCAACUACAGACUCAUCCAAAUGUAGAUAAAGAACUGUUCAAGACAAAGGGACAAAUUGGUUUAAAAGUUCCAUCAAAGCCAUUUCCUUUACAUACCGAUGUUGGUGUAUUGAAAUGGCGCUUGCAAUCUCAAGAAGAGAUCGUUUUACCCAUCUCAAUAAAUUGCUGGCCUUCUGAAAACGGCGAAGGAGGCUGCGACGUUAAUAUUGAAUAUGAAUUGGAACAUAAAAAUUUAGAGUUGAAUGAUGUUCAAAUAAACAUUCCUUUGCCUAUGGGUAGCAAUCCAAUAGUAAGUGAGUGUGAUGGGCAAUAUUCUUAUGAAGCAAGAAAAAAUAUAUUACUUUGGUCCUUGCCAAUAAUUGAUGCAUCUUCAAAAUCUGGAGCAAUGGAAUUUUCUGUUCCAAAUUCAAGGCCAUCAGACUUUUUUCCAUUACGGGUUUCAUUUACUUCAAAAACGCCAUAUGCAAGGAUCUCGAUCAUCGACGUUGUUCUGGUUGAUGAUGAUAGCCCUGUAAAACAUUCAGUGGAUACAGUCUUUAUUACAGACAAUUAUGAAGUGGUUUAAAUGAAAAGUUAACUUGUAUUUUUGUAUUUGUAUUUAUAAUGCUUUUUGGAUUAAAAUCAAAGAGCGUUUUGAUUGAUAUAAACACACUUGUUUUGAGAAGAAUUUUGUGGUUUUUGUUUACUAUAACAUUUAUAAUCAAUGAUUCAUUUUGGAUUCUAGACCUGACGUCUGAAAUGUAUUCAUUUUUUGACAUGAAUAUUACGAAUAAUGAAAAUUUCACAAUGCUUUUAAUGUUUAGAUGGAAAAAUGAGCUCACACGUUCAUAUUUUUAUUUCUGCGAUUACUUUCAGACGUUAUCUUCAUUAAAAAAAAUUACAAUAAAUAUAAUUACGAUUGUUUUCCUUUGCUAUUUAAUAAUUUUAUAAUUUUAAUUUAUAACUGUAAUAAUGAUUUAUUAU
Molecule: messenger RNA, 2082 nt
Organism: Phymastichus coffea
Lineage: Eukaryota; Metazoa; Arthropoda; Insecta; Hymenoptera; Eulophidae
Gene: deltaCOP
Product: coatomer subunit delta
Exons: 8
Coding region: 137-1684 (515 amino acids)
Biological process (GO): endoplasmic reticulum to Golgi vesicle-mediated transport; retrograde vesicle-mediated transport, Golgi to endoplasmic reticulum; Golgi localization
Cellular component (GO): COPI vesicle coat; cytosol
Source: RefSeq, a predicted model, not a curated record